AUGGCCCCUCAACCAAAAGACGCCAGGGUGCUGGACCAGAAACGGCAAGACGGCAGCUAUUCCCAACCACGGCCAUCGUCACCAGCAACCGUUCCGCCCACAGCCGCGGCCAUCGCCAGCCCAGGCACGGCAUCAGAUGCCGCAGAGCGCGCGCCGACGUAUCAAGAGGCCACCGAAGCAAAGGGGGCUGUUCCCACCGUCGACUCGCCCUUCAACUUCCCCACGUCGACGGACCUCCCUCCCUCGUACGAAGCUCUCGCCGAGGCAGAAGCCGGGCCCAGCUCAUCAAACGCCGUCAAGGCGAAGCCCAUCGCCAUCCCACAAGUCGCCCCCGACCCGGCGGCCCCCUUCCUCCCGGCCUACGCCCCGUCCCUCCUCGCACACGGCAUCACCGAGCAGACGUGGCGCUCGUUCCUCGACACCGUGUCCGCCUUCCUCACGGCAAAGGUGUCCGACAGGGCCGUCGCUCACGCCGGCGACGUGGCCAAGAGCCUCGGCGAGCCGCCCAGGAACUACGGCAGGUCCCUCGCCAACCACACCAAAAGCGUGGGCAAGCAGCUCGCCAAAGACGCCAGGCGCUUCAACCUAUUCGGCGUGGCGGCCGGCGUCAUCGGGGGCGCCAUCUCCAUCCCCAUGCACGCCGCCUUGGGCGCUGUCCAUACCGUAUUCCAGAUUCCCGGCGCCGCCGUGUCUGCCGUUUCCAGGACGCCCAGGACGCCGCUGCAACGGGCGGCCACGUACGCGGCCGUCGCGAGUAGAGACUGGCUGAAUGCCAGGGGGCUUCACGCCGUCCUCUUGGACACGGGACAGCUGGCCGAGAUGGUUCACGUCCCGGGGGGCAAGUUUCUCGAGAUGGCGGCCGAGGGGGGCAAGAGUGGCACGGCGGUAGCUGCAAUGGGCGCCUUGGGCGGGCACAUUGAGAAGCUGGACAUGCUGGCGGAUGAGGUUGUCGUGUUGAGUGACAAGACGCUGUGGCUGGUGCUGGUGCCGGUUGUGAAAGAGGAGAAGCAGGGCACAGAGUAG
This is a messenger RNA of Metarhizium robertsii ARSEF 23, 1023 nucleotides long. RefSeq lists its product as uncharacterized. The coding region runs from base 1 to 1023 and encodes 340 amino acids. Lineage: Eukaryota; Fungi; Ascomycota; Sordariomycetes; Hypocreales; Clavicipitaceae. The record is from RefSeq and is a predicted model, not a curated record. The transcript has a single exon.